AAGUACAGAAAGUGAGAAACCGAUAUAUAUCUGCACUGUAACGUUGGGUCGUUAGAGUUGGAACCAGCGUUUGAGCUCCGUUAGCGAUAGAAGUAUUAUAUAUACAAUUGUCUCGUAUCAAGUCCGUUUGUCUAGGCUUUGUUACAUUAUUGACCAAUAUAGAAAAGUCCCAAUUGAGUAUCAACGAUGUCAUUAGCGCUUGGAAUGUGCGAGACGCCCGGUUGCAACGCGGUCGCCAGUUUACAAUGUCCAACUUGCCUGAAACUCGGGAUUCAUGGUUCAUACUUUUGCAGUCAAGACUGCUUCCAAGGGAGUUGGAAAAUGCACAAAGUUAUCCAUCAAUUAGCGAAAGGAGAAAGCAGCAAGAUCUCUGGGAACAAUUAUAAUCCUUGGCCAACUUAUACUUAUACUGGAAAAUUAAGACCACAUAAAAAAGAGCAACAAAGACAAGUUCCUAGUAACAUCAAGGCACCUGACUACGCUUCCCAUCCAACUGGAAUACCACUCAGUGAACAAGCCGCACGAGGUUCUGGUCAUAUAAAGGUCCUAGAUGAUGAAGAAAUUGAAGGCAUGAGGGUAGCAUGCAAGCUUGGCCGUGAGGUUCUAGAUGAAGCGGCAAAGGCGUGCGAUGUUGGCGUGACGACCGCCGAGAUUGAUCGAAUAGUACAUGAGGCUUGCAUAGAAAGGGACUGCUAUCCGUCACCGUUGAAUUAUUAUCAAUUCCCUGCUAGCUGCUGUACUUCCGUCAAUGAAGUAAUCUGUCAUGGUAUACCUGAUACUCGACCUUUACAAGACGGUGAUAUUUGUAAUGUGGAUGUUACGGUAUAUCACAAUGGUUUUCAUGGUGACUUGAAUGAGACUUUCUUGGUGGGUAAUGUAAAGCCGGAAGUGAAGAAAUUAGUGAAAGUGACGUACGAAUGCCUGUCUAAGGCUAUUGAUAUUGUAAAGCCUGGUGAAAAAUAUAGAGAGAUUGGUAACGUCAUCCAGAAACAUGCGCAGGCACAUGGUUUUAGCGUAGUACGUAGUUACUGCGGCCAUGGAAUUCAUCGUCUGUUUCACACAGCACCGAACGUACCACAUUACGCUAAAAACAAAGCAGUGGGCGUUAUGAAGGCUGGCCAUUGCUUUACAAUCGAGCCAAUGAUAUCCCAAGGCACGUGGAAGGAUGAAACGUGGCCCGAUAAUUGGACCGCUGUUACAUUAGAUGGUCAAUGGUCUGCACAAUUUGAACAUACUCUUCUAGUAACGGAGACAGGUUGUGACAUUCUCACGAAGCGACUUGUAAAUGACGGUAGACCAUGGUUCAUGGAUCGUUUGUAGUAGCGUUUUUCCUACGACUCUAUAUAAGCCUUUGACACUUAAAUAAGCCUUGGGUUACGUGAAUUGAUAAAAUAGAAAUUUUUUAAUGCUAGUUACUGCAUUAUCUAUAUUUAAUAAACUUAAUUUUCUGUUUUUGCAAAGUUUUUGCACUAAUGAAACAAGUAAGCAAGAUAAUCAAGUCACUAUUUUAAUUAUACAUUUGUAUACCAGUCGGUACGAAAUUUAUUAAUUUUUCACGGAUCAUUAGAUAAUCUUGAAAAUAUGUGUCAAAAUUAUUACAAUAUACCUUGAUAUAUGUAUAUAUUUUGCAAAUAAUGUUUAAACAAAUGAAUAAAAUUUUAC
This is a messenger RNA of Ooceraea biroi (clonal raider ant), 1662 nucleotides long. Its product is annotated as methionine aminopeptidase 1. Gene Ontology annotation, molecular function: metalloaminopeptidase activity. Gene Ontology annotation, biological process: proteolysis. NCBI's taxonomy places the organism in Eukaryota, Metazoa, Arthropoda, Insecta, Hymenoptera, Formicidae. Gene Ontology annotation, cellular component: cytosol. The record is from RefSeq and is a predicted model, not a curated record.